CCCGAAUAGGCUUUUGGAUUUCGGAAGGGACUCGAGCGUUGGCAUCACACUAUUCUCAUGACCUUGGCUGUUAGUGUUAGCCUUUGUCGUGUAAUUGCACGGUGCGUUAGCCCCGUCUCCAGUGCAGCUCGCAUGGCCGGCCUUCUCUCGGCUUCAUCUGAUACGCGGGACGUUAUCCGCUCUCGGGGACCGGAUUGCUGCCACUCACAGACCGGGGAGCCCUGCUGAGCUAUAUAAACUGCCGGCGUGCGCAGCGAGGCACAGUUGCCUUCGUGACCAAGGAUCAGCACCUCAACCUCAACAUGAAGCUGUUCCGUCUUCUGAAAGUACGAAAUCUUUCAAAAGUAUGAUUUUUUUAGCCGCAAGAGACAAUUCCUCACAUUAUUUAACGGCAAUCUUUGUGUGCUUGGUGGCGGCGGUGGCCGCUGCACCGCAGGACUAUUAUCAACAGCAGCCAGAGAUCAGACUGCUGUCGUACCGGUUCAACUCGGAUGACAAGGGCAACUACGAGUACGGAUACGAACAGGACAACGGACAAAGGGUGGAGGAGGUCGGCAAGAGCAUCCCCGGCUACGAGCCCGAGACGGGCUCCAUCUCCAAGGUGGGCUCGUUCGAGUUCGUCUCGCCGGAGGGCCAGCAGUUCCGCGUGGACUACACGAGCGGCGAGGAGGGCUUCCUGCCGAGCGGCGCCCACCUGCCGGUGGCGCCUGCGCAGCUGCCCGAGUACCAGGCUCACCAGCAGCAGUUCCCGGAGCUGUACUGAGACGCCCGUUACACUGCCGGACCGCUCUGAACGUCUGACCCCAUCAACUGCCCCUGUGAUAACGGGCGCCGAUCUCAUGGUGCGCCGCUGUCUAGCUCAAUAAUACAUACAUCUGAUCAUUA
Messenger RNA from Amphibalanus amphitrite, 885 nucleotides. Its product is annotated as flexible cuticle protein 12-like. Bases 347 to 763 code for a protein of 138 amino acids. Gene Ontology annotation, molecular function: structural constituent of chitin-based larval cuticle. The record is from RefSeq and is a predicted model, not a curated record. Lineage: Eukaryota; Metazoa; Arthropoda; Thecostraca; Balanomorpha; Balanidae. The transcript has 5 exons. Gene Ontology annotation, cellular component: chitin-based extracellular matrix.